Molecule: messenger RNA, 518 nt
Organism: Motacilla alba alba
Lineage: Eukaryota; Metazoa; Chordata; Aves; Passeriformes; Motacillidae
Product: histone H3
Exons: 1
Coding region: 42-452 (136 amino acids)
Cellular component (GO): nucleosome
Molecular function (GO): structural constituent of chromatin; protein heterodimerization activity; DNA binding
Source: RefSeq, a predicted model, not a curated record
UGUCUCUGCUGCGGCGGCUCGCGGCGGGUCCCGGAGCGGCGAUGGCGCGCACGAAGCAGACGGCGCGGAAGUCGACGGGCGGCAAGGCGCCGCGCAAGCAGCUGGCCACCAAGGCUGCCCGCAAGAGCGCGCCGGCCACGGGCGGCGUCAAGAAGCCGCACCGCUACCGGCCCGGCACGGUGGCGCUGCGCGAGAUCCGGCGCUACCAGAAGUCCACGGAGCUGCUGAUCCGCAAGCUGCCCUUCCAGCGCCUGGUGCGCGAGAUCGCGCAGGACUUCAAGACCGACCUGCGCUUCCAGAGCUCGGCCGUCAUGGCGCUGCAGGAGGCCAGCGAGGCCUACCUGGUGGGGCUCUUCGAGGACACCAACCUGUGCGCCAUCCACGCCAAGCGCGUCACCAUCAUGCCCAAGGACAUCCAGCUGGCGCGCCGCAUCCGCGGCGAGCGCGCCUGAGCCUCCUGCAGCAGCUGCACUGUAUGUGGUUCUGAAAUAAUUAUCUCACACCCUAAAGGCUCUUUU